This is a messenger RNA of Syzygium oleosum, 1183 nucleotides long. Its product is annotated as (+)-cis,trans-nepetalactol synthase NEPS1-like. Bases 191 to 979 code for a protein of 262 amino acids. The transcript has a single exon. The record is from RefSeq and is a predicted model, not a curated record. NCBI's taxonomy places the organism in Eukaryota, Viridiplantae, Streptophyta, Magnoliopsida, Myrtales, Myrtaceae.
GGAUAAAGAGGAAAAUAAAAAUAAAGAAAAAACUCGUAGCAAAUAAUAUUAUGUUAGUUGAGAGAAAAAAACAAGAAAAUAAAUAAUUUUUUACAGUGUAGCAUAUACCGAUACUGGUAGUCAAGAUUCAAACCUAAACAAGCCCCACCCCUCUCAUCGUUGAACUUCCCCGGCAUCCACCCAAAAACCAAUGUCCGACUCCAAGACAAGGCUGGAAGGCAAGGUGACCAUCGUCACCGGCGGCGCGAGCGGCAUCGGCGAGGCCACCGCCCGCCUCUUCGCCGCCCACGGCGCGCGCGCGGUCGUCAUCGCCGACGUCCAGGACGCCCUGGGCGAACAGGUCGCCGCCUCGAUCGGGGCCGACAUUUGCACCUUCGCUCGCUGCGACGUCACCGACGAAGACCAAGUCGAGGCCCUCGUCCGGUCGACGGUCCAGGCCCACGGACGCGUCGACGUCAUGUUCUGCAACGCCGGGAUGGUGAGCCCCUCCGACCAGAAGAUCCUCGACCUCAAACUCUCCCAGUUCGAUCGGCUGAUGGCACUCAACGUGCGGGGCGUGGCGGCGUGCGUGAAGCACGCGGCGCGGGCGAUGGUCGAGGGGCGCGUGAGGGGCAGCAUCUUGUGCACGGGCAGUGUCGCGGGGAGCUGCGGCGGGGUACGGCGGACGGACUACCACGCGUCGAAGCACGCGGUGGUGGGGCUGGUGAGGUCGGCAAGCCUCCAGCUCGGGGCGCACGGGAUCAGGGUGAACUGCGUCUCGCCGUACGCGGUGGCGACGCGGCUCCUGAGCGGCGCACUCGGUGGGGCGAGCGCGGAGGAGGUGGAGAGGUUCUACGAGCCGUCCAUGGUGUUGAAAGGCGGAGGUAUGCUGAAGGCCGGAGACGUGGCGGAGGCCGUGCUGUUUCUGGCGUCGGAUGAGUCGAAGUUCAUCACCGGGCAUGAUUUGGUCGUGGACGGCGGAUACCUUCUCCGGCGUUAAGUUUUCUUUAAUUAUUUUUAGUUUCCCUCGAUGGUUAUGUUCUCGAUCGAUCAAGUUUAUGGAAGCAUGAGUACUUGAAUUCCUUAGCUAUUGGACAUGAUAUUAUUAUAUGGAUACGAUUGUCCAUUAACUCUUAAUCAUUUCGAAACAUUAAUUAUCUCGAAUUGACCUUAUCUUGUGAUAUAAAAUUUGGAUGCAUUAUCA